Messenger RNA from Ruditapes philippinarum (Manila clam), 393 nucleotides. RefSeq lists its product as uncharacterized. NCBI's taxonomy places the organism in Eukaryota, Metazoa, Mollusca, Bivalvia, Venerida, Veneridae. The transcript is spliced from 2 exons. The coding region runs from base 70 to 393 and encodes 107 amino acids. The record is from RefSeq and is a predicted model, not a curated record. Gene Ontology annotation, molecular function: nucleic acid binding.
CUAAGGCGUAUUAUCGCUACGGAUGAGAAGUGGGUGAACUUUUACGACCCGGAGAGUAAACGAGAGUCGAUGGUGUGGAAGCGACCUUCAUCACCUCCCCCGAAGAAGGCGAAAACCUGCAAGUCGGCGAAGAAAGUUAUGUAUAUUUUCUUCAUGGAUUGCCAGGGUAUGCUGUUGCAACAUGCGGUGCCAAGAUCGGCGACAGUCAACAAAGAGUACUAUCAAAAGGUUGUGCGGAGGGAUCUAACAAACGCUAUCAGGAAAAAGCGAGCAGGGUGCGACAUCGAAAAUUUAAUUUCUCAUCAAGAUAACGCUCCAGCACACCGCGCAGACAAGACACUCCUUACUAUUGACUUCUUAGGAUAUGAGCGGCUAUGUCAUCCCCCAUUAUAG